Molecule: messenger RNA, 9177 nt
Organism: Ictalurus punctatus (channel catfish)
Lineage: Eukaryota; Metazoa; Chordata; Actinopteri; Siluriformes; Ictaluridae
Gene: fam169aa
Product: family with sequence similarity 169 member Aa
Exons: 12
Coding region: 211-8280 (2689 amino acids)
Source: RefSeq, a predicted model, not a curated record
AGGCUUGAGCGCGCGCUCGUUGCUCCAGCUGUGGCUGUGAGCGCGCGCGGCCCGAGGGGGUGUGUAUCCCCGUCUCACAGCCAUUUUUUUGCCGACUCAGCUGCGAUGUAAACUAACACGCAGUGCUACUAUCACUGAGUUUUACAGAAAAAUAAAAAACGGAACAAGUCUCUUCUCCGCUCAGGGCUGAUAUCUCUUGAACAUCUCGGGAUGGAGUUCCCCGUGGAUAUAUUGGCCUCUGUGUCUCCUGAAUCCCUGGAGCAGUCAGCGAAAGACUACAUGUCUAAACUUCAAUACAGAAAUUCAGAAAUACAGGAGUACCUCAGCAUACCUGGAUCCAAGAAAAUCGAGAUUGGCCUCUGUAAUGUAAGUUUUGUCCCCCUCUAUGGAGUUGACAUUAAACAGAAGCUCCUCGCACUAUUUUCACCUGAAGACCCAUUUAAAGCUGUUGGACUCUACCUGCUGGAUCGGUGGUGGUCAGCUGAAGAUAUUCUUAAAACAGCAGACUCCUCACGCACAGGAUUGAUUAAGGUCAGAACCAAUGGAGAGAGGAUAGUUCUGUAUGUUCUGAACAGAAUUAUCUACAGAACGAAAGAGAUAGCUGGGAAUGAUGCGCCCUUUCUUUGUCAUGGAGAAGAUGAAAUUGCCAAAAUCCUCUGGAAAAAUGGCGAGGCCAUUGGCUUUUACUCAGUCAAACCUGAAGGGAGACUAUGCAAGAGGUUCUUGACCCAUCGUUAUCAACUUCCUGUCAUGGAUACCAUAUUCAUCCGGAAAUGCCACCGUGGCAAUGGACAUGGUCUCCAAAUGCUGGAGGACUUUGUUGACCGCUUCAAAAAAGAUUCCAUGGGUUUGAAAUAUCCACUUUCACCAGCCAUGUACAAAGUUUGUAAAAAGUAUCUGAGCCGUUAUCCAGAAGACACAGAGCUGCUGUGGGAAAUAGAGGGUGUAGGAAGCCCUUUUCAGAGAACUCAAAUAGCCAGAAAACUACAAGCAAUGGACCUAAAAGGAAAUCACCAAGCUUUGGGGAAAUCGAAUUUGGAAACAGAAGACAUCCCAAUGGAAGCUGGUUUUAGACAAGUACAGGAGACUAUGGAGCACAUAGAGGUUGUGGAGGAGGUUGUCCGGAUUAAAAUAACAAAGGAGGUGCAGGACACACCAGUUACAACCCGUGGCAGAAGCGGCAAUCUGAAGCGUAAAAAACUUGGAGCAGACAAAGAAGAGACACCUGGGAAAAUCCUCAGGGUAGAAGACAUUGAGCCUGAUGUUCAGUCUGCAGAUGACCCGGUGCAUGAGUAUGGCAAACUUUCUGUGAUUUUAAAAGAGCCAGAACUCAAGGACACCGUGGAGACAAUGACACAUGAUGUGACCCCCAUAUCAGAGACUACUCAUCUUCACUGUGAAGACCAAAACAAAUUGACCCCUGAACCGACCUAUCAGUCAGAACCAGAAAAAGAUCAGGUGGACGAAAUAACUCCUGUUAUGGAAAUCCAAAGCCUAAAGGACAAUGCACAAAUCAUGAAAACUUUUGAAGCCACGAUUGUUCCAGUAGACCUCCAACCUUUAGAACUUCAUCAAGUUCAAGAGGUGGAGAUUGUUAAGAUGUCGUCUGAAACUGAAGAGGUAAAAGAAAAAGGUGUAGAGGUCAAAGAAAUGAAAGAUGAUGUUAAUAAGGUGAUACCUUUAGAUGAGAGGGAAACCUCUGAAGAAAUAGUAGAGUCACAAAAAGAUCAAACAGAAAUGGCAGAUACUACCAACAUAGAAGACAUAGUAGAUGAAGUAGAAAUGAGGAAGAUAUCAGUGGAAAAUAUUGUUGGUGACACAGAAGUAGAGAAACCGGGAGUUCUAGAGGUGUCUUUGGUAGAAAAAGAGCAAAGUGAGCAGGUGAAAGUGAUGCACACAGUUGAAGAGACUGGCACGGUUCGGGAGUGUUUAUGUGACAAAGAACAGGAAACUGAAGACCAAGAAUUAAGUCCUGAUAAUGAAUGGGAGAAAGUCAGUUCUUUGAUUCAACAAGAGGAGUACUCAAACAUGGCAUACAGUUCAGGCUUAAAAGGAAAAUGUGGUGACAAGCGAAGAUCAAACUACGAAACUCCAUUAAGGCACUCUGUAAGACUCCGUGAUCAGGCUGCAGAAGGUGAACUUGCAGAAAGAGUUCUCAGACGUUCUUCUAAGCAAACACUUGAAACCACUUCUAAACAGGUGUACACAAGACAAGCCCAAUCUAUAAAGCAACCAGAGAAAAUCAAACAAGUAGAAGAUGAGCCUAAAGAAAAAGGAUUAAAUCAGACAGAAUCUCAGGCUGAAUGCACUGAAAAAGCCCAACAAAGAACUGAUGAUCAAAACCCCAGGGAAGUGGAGAACAAAAUGGAAGAUGGUUCACAAGAUGAAAAUAAGAUGGAUGAAAAGUUGAGGAAUGAAGAACAAGACAAAAUGGCCGCUGCAGCAGAAGAAGUUGGCAAGGCAGCUGAGGAUGGUGAGGAAAUAGGAAUCGCAGAUGUUAAUAAUGCUGAAGCUUACUACACAGGCGGUGAAAAUGUGGUGGUAGUUGAGGACAAAAUAAAAAAGAAAAAUAUUGAAGAAGCAGAAGUAAGACAUGACAAGAUAGAGAUUGAGGAAAAUAUUCUAUCAAAGGAUGAAGACAGAGUUUCAGAGCCAACUGUUACAGAUGAAAACAAGAUAGAGGAGGCUCAAGAAGAGGAACUUAUGAAAGAACCUAACGCUAUUCAAAGUGAGGAACCAGAAAUUAAUGACAUCGAGUUAAGUCUUGAUUAUGAAGAUGGCAAGGAUGGUGAGAAAAUGGCAGUUGUUGAUGUUCAUGAUGCUGAGGAUGUAAAUACAGCUCAAAUAGAAGUUGAAGUAAAAGUACCAGAACCAUCAGCUGCAGAACCUUUUGAAGAGCAGGAGGAGGAGCCAACCUUAGAAAUGAUGCCAGCAGAGAUUGUGCAGAACACUGAAGAAGCCACUUCAACUUUGAAACUGCAAAAGGUUGCUGCUGUUCUUGUGGAUUUAGACACAGUUUCCACAACACAUACAUAUGCCAGCGAAAAUGCCUCAGGAAACUCACAGCCAGAACGUACUGAUGACCGAGGGAACAAAGAAGAAGAAGGAUUAAACCAGCAAGUUGAACCCACUGAAAAAGAGCAAGAAGUGGAAAUGACAGAAAAUGAAAAUGAGACAGUUGAGGGUGAAAAUAGCAGCAUUGAAGAAACAGAAGAAAUUAUGGAGAGAGUUAUAACAACGGAUGUAGACAGAGUUUCAGAGUUGACUACAGAUGAAAACAAGAUGGAGGAUUUUCAGCAAGAGACGGUUCUGAAAGAAACAAAGACUGUUCGAGACGCACCAGAUGAGGAAAUCAAAAGUAAAGAUAUCAUUGAGUCAAGUGAGGAUGAUGAAGAGGUGAAAUCAGAUGUUCAGAUUGAACUGUCUGAAGAGGAAGAGGAUAAGACAAACUUUGUAACCCCAUUACGGCGCUCUAAAAGACUAAAACAUCUGGUUGCAGAAAGGGAACUGACAAAAAGAGUACUCAGGAGUUCAACAAAAACAGCUAAAGCAACUUGUAAACCCAAUGCUAUAAAGCAACGAGUGAAGACUAAGCAAGCAGUAGAUGAUCCUGAAGUUGAGCAGAUGAAGGAAGCUGUAGAAUCGCCCACUGGAACUGCUGCGGAAAAGAAAAUUGAGUCAGUAAGCAUCACUACUGAAGGCUGUAGGGAAAACCUGAUUUCAGCUUUAAAUGAUAAUGUUGAGGAAGAGAGAAAUGUAGAUGAGGAGCAUUUAGAAGAAAAAAUAACUGAUUAUCAAAACCUCAUGGAAGUGGAGAACAAAAUGGAAGAUGGUUCACAGCAUGAAAAUAAGAUGAAUACCGCUGCAAUAGAGCUUGAAGGAGAAACACUAGAACAGUCUACUGUGGAACCUGUUGAAGAGCAGGACGAGGAACCAGCCUCAGAAAUGGUGCCAAAGGAUGAUGUCCCGAACACUGAAGAAACCACAUCAGCUUUGAAACUGCCAAAAGCUGCUGUUGUGCUUGUGGAUUUUAACAAAGUUUCCAUUAUAUAUACAGAUGUUAGUGAAGAUGCUAAGGGAACCUCACAGCCUCAGGAGAAGGUAGAUCUGGAACAUCAUAGACUAGAAAGUACUGUUAGAGAAUCUCAGGCUGAACACACUGAAGAAGAGCAAGUAGUGGAAAUGAGAGAAAAUGAGAUUGAAAAUAGCAGCAUUGAAGAAACCGAAGAAAAGAUGGUGAGGAAAUGUGUUGUAUCGAAUGAUGAAGAUAGAGUUCCAGAGUCAGCUGUUACUGAUGAAGAAAACAUGGAAGAGGAUCAAAAAGGGACCACUGCCCAAGAAAUACCAGGUGAGGAACCAAAAAGUCUACAUGUCAUUAAGUCAACUGAAGAUGAUGAGGGUGUGACGUCAGAUGUUUCACUUAAACUGGCUGAAGAGGAAGUGUAUAAGGAAAUCAUCACUACUGAAGGCUGUGGUGAAAAUCUGAUUUCAGCUCUAAAUGUCAUUUUUGAGGAAGGGAGGGAUGAGGAAUGUUUAGGCCAAAACGUAACUGAUGCUGAACACCUCAUGGAAGUGGAGAAGAAAACUGAAGAUAGUCCACAGGAUGAAAAUAAAGUGGAUACAAAGUUGAGGAACAAUGAACAAGGAAGAGUGACAACAGGAGAAGAAGCUGGUGAGUCAACCAAAGGUGAUGAGAAAACAGCGGCUGAAGGAAAAUCAACAGAAACAUCUGCUGCGGAGUCUGUUGAAGAGCAGGAGGAGGAACCAGCCUCAGAAAGAGAGCCAGCAGAGGAUGAUGACAACAUAAAAGAAGCCACAUCAACUCUGAAACUGCAAAGUGUUGCUGUUGUGCUUGUGGAUUUUAACAAAGUCUCCCCGAAACAUGAAAGUGAUGACAGUGAAAUGGAUAAGGUAACCUCCCAGCCUCAGGAGGAGGUAAUUCAGGAACUUUAUAAGCCAGAUAGUACUUAUCAUAGUAAUGAGGGCAAAGAAGGAGAAAACCAGACAGAAUGUGAAGUUGAACUCGGGGAAAAAGAGCAAGAAGUAGAAAUGAUUGAAGAGGAACAUGAGGAAACAGAACAAGUAAGAGAUGAGAGGAUGGAGAUUGAGGAAAAUAGUAUGUCAAAGGUUGAAAACAAACUUCCAGAGUCAACUUUUAUAGAUGAAAAGAUGAUGAAUGAAACUCAGGAAGAGGAACCUGUGAAACAGACAAACACUAAUCAAGAUACACCAGGUGAGGAAGAAAACAUUCAAAAUGACAUUGAGUCAAGUGAAGAUGAAGGAUUGAAAUCAGAUGCUCAGAUUGAACUGUCUGAAGAGGAAGAGGAUAAGACAAGCUUUGUAACACCAUUAAGGCGGUCAAGAAGACUCAAGCGUCAGGCGGUAGAAAGUGAACUGACAAAAAGAGUUCUCAGGAGUUCUACAAAAGCUGCUAAAGCAACUUCUAAAACAAAAGCUGUAAUGCAACAAGUGAAAACAAAACAACCAGUAGAUGAUCCUGAAGAGCAGAUAAAGGAAGUUCUGGAGUCAGACACUGAAACUGCUGUGAAAGAGAAAAUUGAGUCGGUAAGCAUCACCACUGAAACCAAAGAAGUGAAAGCUCUCGAAGGAAAAAAAAUAGGACAGUCUGCUGCAGAACCUACUGAAGAGCAGGAGGAGGAACCAGCCUCAGAAACAGGCCCAUCAGAGGAUGAUUACACAGAAGAAGCCACAUCACCUUUGAAACUGCAGAAAGUUGCUGUUGGGCUUGUGGAUUUUGACACAGUUUCCACAACACAUACGGAUGCUGGUAAAGAUGCUAAGGGAACUUCACAGUCUCAGGAGGAGGUAGAUCUGGAACUUCAUAAACUAGAAAGUCCUUCUACAGGAUCUCAAGCUGAACACUCUGAAAAAGAGCAGGUAGUGGAAAUGACAGAAAAUGAAAUUGAAACCGGCAGCACUGAAGAAACAGAUGAAAAGAUGGAGAGUGAGGAAGGUGUUGUACUGAAUGAUGAAGACUUAGUUCCACUGUCAGAGGUUCCUGAUGAAGAAAACAUAGAAGAGGUUCAAAACGAGACAGACACUGCUCAAGAAAUAGCAGGUGAGGAAACAAAAAGUCAACAUGUCAUUGAGCCAAGUGAAGAUAAUGGUGAGAGAUCAGAUGUUCUGGAUGAAGAGGAUGAGGCAAGCUCGGUAACCCCAUUGAGGCGCUCUAGAAGGCUCGAGGAUCAAGCUGCAGAAAGUAAACUGACGAAAAGAUCUCUCAGGAGUUCGGCAAAACUGACAAACAAAGCCACUCCACAACAAAGACACGAACGACAAAUCAAAGUCAUGAUGCUACUAGAGGAACCUGAAAACCUAGAUGAAUCUAAUAAUAACGAGAUGAACGUUAUAUUAGGGUCUGAGGUCGCAGUAGGAGACCACAUGGAGUCAGAUGGUGAUCCAGAAAAUAUGAUUUCAGCUGUACAGAGCACCUGUGAAGAGGGAAGCAGUUUGGAAAAGACUGACAUAGAAGCUGAUGACCACAAGAACAUUAAGAACAUAAGGACAUCUGAUGGAAAUGAAGUAGAGAACAAUAUAAGGAGUGAAGGUGUUACAGAACAAGACAAGAUGGCACCAGAGGAUAUAAUACAUGGAGAAACUGAACAAGUCUGCACAGCUGUACACAUUGAACCUUCCGACGUUUUGGAAGAAGCUGAAAACAACGUGCAAGAAGAGGGAGCAGCCACAGAAAUGGCAUAUGGAGAGGAUAGUGAGAACAUCAUGGAAACCACAUCCGCUUUGAUACUACAAGAAGCUUCUGUUGUGCUUAUGGAUAUCAAAGAAGUUCUUCCAAAUCUCACAGGCACACUUGUAGCAGAGCUGGAGAUGGAUUCACUAGUCACUAAAGUUUGUCCUGAAAUAUUAGCAGUGCAAAGCACCGAAGAGUCCAGGGCUGCUGUGGAAGAGGCGCAUGAAACCAAUUCAAAAUGUGACACUGAGGAAGUACCUGCUGUCUCUGAAGCAGUGAGAAAAGACCGGGAGCAAGAUAAAAAUAUACCUGGAAAUGAUCUAGAAAAGGUAGAGGAGGGGACUGAUGGAGACAGCGAUAUGGUAGAAGCAGCUGUUGAUCAUAAGGAAAUUCUAGUAGAAGGUGAUCUACCAGAUGAGUAUCAGGAGAAAGAAGAACCUGAGCUGAACCAAGAACAAGUAAGAAGUGCCAGUUCUGGACAGGAACGUGACCAACAGGAUAAUGCUCCGGAGGAAACAUUGCUUGAGAAAACAUUUGAAGAAGAACCUAGUAAAAGAGUGGAAGAAAAACACCUUGUCGUUCAGUCAGACGAGGGCGUAGGUGUUGAAAGAAGGGCUCUGAGAAAACGAACAAUAACUACCAAAGCCACCUCUGUAAGGAAAUCCAAACGACUCUGCAAACAAGACCAAGGUGAAAAUGAUGGGCAAACAGUUGUGUGGACAAACAAUGAGGAUUCUGCAACAGUAAUGGCUGAUGUGAAGUCACUUGCAGAAAACGAAACCACUCAUCAAGGAAAAGGUCAAGAAAUACAGGGUACCAAUACUAUAGGUGGAGAAAUCUCCCAUAAAGAUGAGGACCAGGAAAAUACAGAAGGGGAAGAAAUGGAUGGAAAUGCGACUAACAGCCAAGAAAGCACAACAGGGACAGAAGAUAUGAGUAAGCAGGCCCAGUUGAGAGAGUUUCUAAAUGUUUCAGAAGAAGAUACAGAUUCUAAGCUAGUGGCACAAGAAGAAAAGAAUGGUGAAGAGAACAAGGAGGAACAAUCGGCGACAGAACAGAUAAUGGAGUCUGAAAACAAUGCAGGUGCAGCUGAUAAAGUAACUGAUGAGCCCAAAGAAUUUGAGGAUACUCAAGGGGAGCCAGAGCAAAUUGAGAAGAACGCUGAAGAAAUGACUGAAGCCAGUGUAACUGUAGAUGGAAAUUUCACCUCGGAGCUGGACGAAGAGAUUGACCGUAAGGACGCAGAGUGUCACCGAGUGGUUGAGGAGACCAAAGCCUCAUUUCAGGAGAGUGAAAAAGAAAUCGCAGAUGCAGGGCAAGAGUCCGGAGUGACGACAAAACGCUUCCUUCGUGGCAGGAAAUCAGCAACAGCUUCACCUGAACAAAGAUCAACUAGGAGAAGCAGGAGAUUGCUGCAAGAUAGUCUGAGUGAAAUGGAAGAUAAGUCAGAGGCAGAGGAGGUAAGAAAGGUGAUUGGAGAAGAGGUAAAGAAACCUCAACAAAAAAGAAAAGCUGUAGUUGAGCUAACAGCUCGUAGAUCUAAACGGCUUACAGGAGCAGAAAUAGUGUAAUUUAAACUACACUUGGUUAAUGGACCUAAAAAAAUUUUUAAAGAAUAUAAUAACUUGCAUUAGUUACAUUUAAAAUACCUUCUUUUUUUUUUUAAUUACAGUUUUGAUAUGCAAUAUGUAGUCUACAUUUUUAUUACAUUUUGUAGAUUUAACUUUUUUGUUAUUUUGAAUUGUAUUCUAUCUUUAACAUUGUGCUUACUCUAUUAAUUAAUGUUACUUUAAUUACCGUUACUCACAGGCUUUUAAUAUAUCUAAAGUUCUACUUUGUUAUGCACAUCAAAGGGAUCUCUAUAUAGGCAUAUUUUUCUAUACCUUUUCAUCACUGUGAACUCACAAAUGGUGGCUCUGUGUAUUUGUGCUUAUGGAUAAUAUUAUGUUUCCACAGUGUACCAUUUCUUUUUCCUGUAUUAUGUACGAAACCAUUUUGUAACUGAACAUUUUUUCCCAUGUUCAGUAGUUUUGAAUUUGAAUAUUUGUUUUCAAGGUGCAUAUAUCAGCUCUUCUAUAGUUACAGUAUAGAUUUGGCCAGAUCAAAACUAUAACAGUCUCGUGAUUGAUUGAAACACAACGAUUCUCUCUUCAGUCCUGACUGUGAAAUAUACUGCAGAUAAAUAGUAUAGACUUUCCACUAGCACUUCUUCAGGAUCUCUGAGUAUGCACUUCGUUAUUGUUAAAUACUAUUUUACAACUGUGAAACACUUCUUUUAUCAUAUUAUAUAUUUUUUAUAGUUUUGUCAUCUGGACGUUAUUUACCAUUAGUGAAUUAUUUGUUACUCUUUUGACAUCUGUAAACAUCUUUUCCUGCACCAAUAAGCAGUGCUAUUUUUGUUGUUUAUUUGUUUAUAUGUUUGUUCCAUCUUUAUUUUUUCUGGUUUUAAAUAAAGUUUGAGAAUUGUG